AGUGUCAGUGAUGCAUGAGAAUAGAUUUCUUCAUCGUGACAUUAAACCAGAUAAUUUUGUUAUAGAUUAAGGACCUAAUGCUAAGUCUUUAUAUUUAAUUGAUUUUGGAUUAUCAAAACAUUAUAUUGUAUUAUAUAUAAUGUAUAAAUUUAGAAUAGUAAAGGAGAACAUAUUGCUUAUGUUAAAAAGGCAGGACUUAUUGGAACUGCUAGAUAUGCUUCUAUAAGUGCACAUGAAGAAAUGGAAUAAGGAAGAAGAGAUGAUCUUGAAAGUAUAGGAUAUGUUCUUAUAUACCUUGCUUCAGGUAAUUUACCUUGGAUGAAUUUAUAAAUAGAUUCUAAAGAUGCUAAAUAUGCUAAAAUUUAUUAAAUUAAAAAAGAAAUUAAAAUUGAAGAUUUAUGUUUUAAUCUACCUAAAGUAAGAUUUCAUUUAAUUCUAGUGUUUUUAUUUCUUUAUGAAUGAUAUAAAAUCAUUAGAAUUUUCAGAAAAUCCAAAUUAUGAUAAAUUAAAAUCUUAUUUUGAAAAAGAAAUUGAAAAUAAUAAUAGUAAAUAAAAUAUGUAUGGCUAAACAUUUGCAUAUGAUUGGGAAAGAUUACCAGAAUAUAGUAAAUAAAAAAAACAUCAGACUAUUCAUGUUAUGCAAGUAAAUUGUUAUUAAUCUAGAAUCAAGACAAAAGGUAAUAAGUAGAAAUUGCAUACAAUCCACAUAAAUUAAAUUAAAUAUCUAAACAAAAUUAAUUUAUAAAUUAAUAAACCAAAGAUUCAUAAUAAAAAUCUACUUAAAAUUAACAUCUAACAUUUGAAUAAAUAAUGAAUGAAAAAAGAAAAGGUACAAAAAGGACAGUAUACAGUCCUACAGGUAAAAGUAAAAAAACACCACUUAUGAUUAAUAUUUAAGAAAAUAAUGAUUUUAAUUAAUAAAAUUUAUUAUCACCAAUUAAACCUGAUGAUAGUAGAAUUUUAAGAAUAUAGAAUCAUUCUUCAACAUUACUUUAAAAUCCUUAACUUAAUUCAUCAUAUUAAUUAGACUCUUUUAUUUUACCAUCUGUAGCUACUUCUAGAAUAAAUAAUUAUUUUGAAAGUGAAGGUGUAGUAAGUGAAGGUGGAGGAUUACCUAUAUGGGAUCUAUGCAAUGGAUCUAAACCUGAAUUCUAAAAAGUAACAGGAAUUUUAGAUGGAAUAAAGAAACCUAGUUUAAUAAUUUUAAGAAAAGAAAGAAAAGCACAUACAUGUAAAUUGUUUGUCUAAAAAUAUAGAAAUUGAUACUGUUAAAUUAAUGCAAGAAUUAUUUGUUCCUCCUAUUUAAUUAAUUGGAGAUUAAGAAUCAAAUGUUGAAGGUUUAGAAUGA
Paramecium sonneborni is the source of this 1348-nucleotide messenger RNA. NCBI's taxonomy places the organism in Eukaryota, Ciliophora, Oligohymenophorea, Peniculida, Parameciidae. The record is from the annotation of a GenBank genome assembly.